This is a messenger RNA of Vombatus ursinus (common wombat), 1838 nucleotides long. RefSeq names its product carbonic anhydrase 5B (gene CA5B). The transcript has 8 exons. Gene Ontology annotation, cellular component: cytoplasm; mitochondrion. Lineage: Eukaryota; Metazoa; Chordata; Mammalia; Diprotodontia; Vombatidae. Gene Ontology annotation, molecular function: zinc ion binding; carbonate dehydratase activity. The record is from RefSeq and is a predicted model, not a curated record. The coding region runs from base 130 to 1071 and encodes 313 amino acids.
AGCUGUUAGGGCAGUGAUUGGGCGGCAGCGCGAGCGCGCGCCCGACUGAGCGCGCGCCUGAGACGAGAGCCGAAGGUGUUAAGGUUCUUAAAAACUGUUUUUGGAACUGACAAAGGCAUCAAGUUAAAAAUGAUAGUGUUAAAUAACUUGAGGGCAACUCCAUUCAAGCUGUUAUGGAAAAUGACCCAGAAUCACCGAUCUGUACCAGUGAGACCAUGCAGCUUGUAUACCUGCACAUACAAAACCAGGAAUCGGGCCAUACAUCCACUCUGGCAAAGCUUGGACAUGGUACCUGAAGGUGAUCGACAAUCACCGAUCAAUAUCCGAUGGAGAGAUAGUGUUUAUGAUCCUUGCCUGAAGCCCUUAAAAAUUUGUUAUGAUCCAAAUACAUGUCUUCAUAUCUGGAAUAAUGGGUAUUCUUUCCUAGUGGAAUUUGAGGAUUCUACAAAUAAAUCCGUGAUUAGGGGAGGACCUUUGGAAAAUAAUUAUCGGUUAAAGCAGUUCCAUUUUCACUGGGGAGCAAUAAAUGACUGGGGUUCAGAACAUACUAUUGACAGUAAAUGUUAUCCAGCCGAGCUACAUUUAGUACACUGGAAUGCAGUCAAAUAUAAAAGUUUUGAAGAUGCUGCAAUGGAGGAAAAUGGAUUGGCUGUGAUAGGAGUAUUUUUGAAGCUUGGUGUGCAUCAUAAAGAACUACAGAAAUUAGUGGAUGCUUUGCCAGCAAUCAAACAUAAGGAUUCACUUGUUGAAUUUGGAACAUUUGAUCCUGCCUGUCUUAUGCCAACCUGCCCAGAUUUUUGGACCUAUUCAGGAUCUUUGACCACUCCACCACUUUCAGAAUCUGUCACCUGGAUCAUUAAGAAACAGCCAAUUGAGGUUGAUCAUAAUCAGCUUGAGGCAUUUCGGAUGCUGCUUUUUACUUCAGCUGGGGAGAAAGAAAAGAGGAUGGUUGACAAUUUUCGUCCACUUCAGCCACUGAUGAAUCGAACAGUCCGUUCCUCCUUUCAUCAUGAUCAUAUAUUGAAUCUGCAGAAGGGAGGCAGACAACAAACACACCAUGUUCCUCCGUGAAGAGAUAGCAAGAUAAUACCUUAUUUCAGUAUGUAAUCUACUUCUGGGCUUUUGUCAUAAUUUUGAAGAGAUUUGGGCUUUUCUUUUUAGGACAUAUCUUAAUGUGUAUUGCUUAUAUUUUAAAAGAUUAUUAACAAUAAACUUAGGGAGUAUCAAACAUAAACGAUAAGGUCACAGAAUGUGAAAAUGCCUUCUACAGGUAUUUUGCUUAUAAUUUGGUUAAACUUUCUCAGAGAUUUUUACUACUUUAUUUGGAUACAUUUAUCCUCAGAUUAAAAAGAAAAGAAAAGUAGCUUUUCAACUAAGCACGCAAAGGUCGUUUAAUCAACUUUAAAAGCAUUGUAAAAGUAAUGUUUGUGACUAUGAAAGAUCAAGCCUCAUUUAAAAAAAUGAAAAAAAUGUGUAAGUUAUAGACAAGUUGAUUUUUACAUACUGAGUAGAUUAUGAAAAGGGAAAAACAUUGUAAUUUUUAAUCAGAAUUUUGUAGGUCAUAUUAUUGUUAUUAACUUGUAAUAGGAUAUAUUAGCUACUUUCCACAGAGCAAAAGAAGUAGGGUAGAAAAUUGGUGUAAUGUCAUACAGUCUACAUUUUGUAUCAGUGAGGGCUGGGCAAAUCACAGUCUUUCUCAGUUACAUAAUGAAUUUUAAGAUUUUUUGAUGAAAGGUGGAAAGCAUUUUAAACUUGGUCAUAAUUAAACAAUUUGGUAUGCAGUACUUGACAUUAUAGAGACACUCAAAAUAAUAAAUACUAACUGAAUUGCUAUUUUA